AUGCCUCGUGGUCAGAAGAGUAAGCUCCGUGCCCGUGAGAAGCGCCAACGUGCCCGUAUUGAAACCCAGGACCUCCAGGGUGCUGAGGCCUCUGCUGCCAAGGUGGAAGGGUCUCCCUCUUCCUCUUCUGUUUUGGGGAAUACCCCCCAGAGCUACCCUGUGGAUGGUAUUUUCCAUGAGUCUAAUGAAGCCCCAGCCACUACCACUCCUGCUGCAGCUGUUUCAUGCGAAGAAUCGAAUGAGGGUGCUGGCAUCUUAUAUACGAGACCAAGUAUCUCCCAGGCAGAAUCUUCCGAUGAGAAUUUAAGCAGAGAUGUUCUACCCUUGAUGGUAAGCACGUUCGUGCAGUUCUUGAUCCAUAAGUAUAAAACUAAAGAGCCCAUUAUGAAAACAGAGAUGCUGCAGGUUUUCGACAAAAAUUAUGAGGAUCAAUUCCCUGAGAUCCUCACAAGAGCCGCGGAGCGUAUGGAGCUGGAUUUUGGCCUUGAAUUGAAGGAAGAUAGCCCCAACAGUAACUCCUAUCACUUCGUCAGCAAGUUGAAUAUUGCCAAAGGAAGAAGUCUAACUGGAGGCAGCGGCAUGCCCAAGACAGGUCUGGUGAUGGUAAUCUUGGCCAUGAUUUUCAUGAAAGGUAACCGAGCCAGUGAAGACUCUAUAUGGAAAUUCCUGAAUGUGCUGGGUAUUUAUGCUGGGAAGAGGCAUGCAGUUUUUGGUGAGCCCAGGAAGUUUAUAACCAAAGAUUUGGUGAUGGAGAGGUUCCUGGUAUACCGGAAAGUACCCAAGAGUGAUCCUCCAUGCAAUGAAUUCCUUUGGGGUCCACGAGCUUACGCUGAAACCACCAAGAUGAAAGUCCUUCAAGUUUUGGCCAAGAUCAACAAUACAGUUCCCAGCUCCUUCUCUGCUCUGUACGAAGAAGCUUUGAGAGAUGAGGAAGAGAGAGCCCAAGCCAGAGCUGUUAAUGAAAGCCUUCUGGCUGAGAUGACUUCAUUACCUCUAGUGGGUGGGGAAGAACUUGGUGUAUUGGUGGUGAUCCACAUUCUGCAGAAGGAGGAGUUCCUGACAGGCUACAAGCUGUCCCUGACACGAGUCAGCAUGCCUGCUGCUCAGAAAAGUAUGUCCUAUGCCUGUGAGAACAAUGCCUGGCCCCAGGUGACGGUAGGACCUGUCAACUCUAUGAAUUCCUGUGGGGUCCACAAGCCCAUGCUGAAAGCAGCAUGGUGA
Messenger RNA from Chrysochloris asiatica (Cape golden mole), 1221 nucleotides. Its product is annotated as melanoma-associated antigen B1-like. Gene Ontology annotation, cellular component: nucleus. Lineage: Eukaryota; Metazoa; Chordata; Mammalia; Afrosoricida; Chrysochloridae. Bases 1 to 1221 code for a protein of 406 amino acids. Gene Ontology annotation, biological process: negative regulation of transcription by RNA polymerase II. The record is from RefSeq and is a predicted model, not a curated record. The transcript is spliced from 3 exons.